AUGUCUGGAUCGGGCCCAGCCAUGGCAUCGUUGGAACCAGGCCUCACCGGGUCCCUAAACCGGGGCCAAGCCCAGACCUACGGCACCGGCGGGAGCCCCGUGCCCCCGCAGCGCCCUGGCACCCGGGAUCAGACCUACCUGGAUGAACUCAUCAGCAUCCCCAAGGGCAGCGGGCCCGGUUUCAGCUUUAGGAAACUCUGGGCUUUCACUGGUCCCGGCUUCCUCAUGAGCAUCGCCUACCUGGACCCGGGAAAUGUGGAGUCGGACCUGCAGUGUGGGGCAGUGGCGGGGUUCAAGCUGCUGUGGGUGCUGCUGUGGGCCACCGUCCUGGGGCUGCUGUGCCAGCGCCUGGCCAUCCGGCUGGGCGUAGUGACAGGGAAGGACCUGGGCGAGAUUUGCUACCUCUAUUACCCCAAGGUGCCCCGUGUGCUGCUCUGGCUCAUGAUUGAGAUCGCCAUCAUCGGCUCCGACAUGCAGGAGGUGAUUGGGACAGCCAUCGCCUUCAGCCUGCUCUCGGCUGGCCGCAUCCCACUCUGGGGUGGGGUCCUCAUCACCAUCGUGGACACCCUUUUCUUCCUCUUCCUUGACAAGUACGGACUCUGCAAACUGGAGGCUUUCUUUGGCCUCCUCAUCACCAUCAUGGCCCUGACUUUCGGCUAUGAGUACGUGGUGGUGAGGCCAAGCCAGGUGGAGGUGCUGAAGGGCAUUUUCCUGCCCUACUGCCCGGGCUGUGGGCGAGAGGAGCUGCUCCAGGCCGUGGGUAUCGUCGGCGCCAUCAUUAUGCCCCAUAACAUCUUCCUCCACUCCUCCCUGGUCAAGACACGGGCAAUUGACCGGUCCAAGAAGGAGGCAGUGCAGGAAGCCAACAUGUAUUUCCUGACCGAGUCCUGCCUGGCCCUCUUCAUCUCCUUCCUCAUCAACCUCUUCGUCAUGGCUGUCUUCGGUGAGGCUUUCUACCGCCAGCGAAACGAGGAUGUGCACAACAAGUGCGUCAACAGCAGCGUCAGCCGCUACGCUGGCAUCUUCCCCCUCAACAACGAGACGGUCUCUGUGGAUAUCUACCAGGGGGGUGUCAUCCUGGGCUGCUAUUUCGGGGCGGUGGCUCUGUACAUCUGGGCCAUCGGGAUCCUGGCGGCGGGACAGAGCUCCACCAUGACGGGGACCUACGCGGGGCAGUUCGUCAUGGAGGGCUUUUUGCAGCUCCGUUGGUCCCGCUUCGCCCGGGUGCUCUUCACCCGCUCCUUUGCCAUCCUGCCCACCAUUUUCGUGGCUGCCUUCAAGGACGUCAGCCACCUCACGGGCAUGAAUGACCUGCUCAACGUCCUCCAGAGCAUCCUGCUGCCCUUUGCCGUCUUGCCCGUCCUCACCUUCACCAGCCUGCGCCCACUCAUGCAGGACUUCACCAACGGCCUCUUGGGGAAGGUGCUGAUGACCCUCAUCACAGGGCUGGUCUGCGGCAUCAACCUCUACUUCGUGGUGGACUUUCUGCCCACGCUGCGGGGCCUGGGGUACCAUAUCCCCCUGGGCCUGCUGCUGGUCAUCUAUAUGGCCUUCGUCGCCUACCUGAUCUGGACAUGCAGCAUCGCACACGGAGCUCGGUUCCUGGCCUGGGGCCACCACAACCGCUUCAGCUUCGGCGUCUCCCUCGACCCACCAGCAUUGGCAGGGACCCAGUGACAGACCCUGUCCCUUCUUACAGUGGCCUCUCCCCUGCCCAGCACGGACCCCCCCGCACCGGGCACUGAUUUGAUGCCGCACCGAGCCCGGGGACAGAGAUAACC
Molecule: messenger RNA, 1781 nt
Organism: Calidris pugnax (ruff)
Lineage: Eukaryota; Metazoa; Chordata; Aves; Charadriiformes; Scolopacidae
Gene: SLC11A1
Product: solute carrier family 11 (proton-coupled divalent metal ion transporter), member 1
Exons: 15
Coding region: 1-1677 (558 amino acids)
Biological process (GO): metal ion transport
Cellular component (GO): plasma membrane
Molecular function (GO): iron ion transmembrane transporter activity; cadmium ion transmembrane transporter activity; manganese ion transmembrane transporter activity
Source: RefSeq, a predicted model, not a curated record